Messenger RNA from Babesia ovata, 1872 nucleotides. Its product is annotated as cyclin 2, putative. The record is from RefSeq and is a predicted model, not a curated record. Bases 1 to 1872 code for a protein of 623 amino acids. The transcript has a single exon. NCBI's taxonomy places the organism in Eukaryota, Apicomplexa, Aconoidasida, Piroplasmida, Babesiidae.
AUGAGAUUCCAACAACAAACGAGAGGCCAGCACGCUUCCAGAGUCACCGACGAUGUGCCAAAGGACCCGCGGAUGCUCACGAGAAAUCUCACAAUCGAACAUGCCGGCGUGGUGAGGAACAUCGGCGACUGCCCGCUCACCAUCAGGAGGUCGGUCAGCGCGUGGAGCGUUGCCGAGUCCCAGCAAAACCCGUACUACCAGAAUCACCCGCAUGCGUUUCAAGCCUAUGACGAGAAGGGGGCCAACACACCCAGGUGCCACCUUUUGUCACCGCAGUCUAACGCCGAAAACGACAUCGCACUAGAGACUGCACACAACAGAAGGGAGCUGUAUGCCGACUUGUCAGUGGAUGACGCCGGGGAAUUACGCAACAGGCCGACCAUUUCGCUCGCCGAUCUUAACGACGGAGUAGAUUUCGAGGCUCUGCUGUACGGUCCGCUGAAUGACGAAAAGCUCAAGCCGGUUCACCAACGCUCCAUAAGCACCGCCGACAAUUGCCGCUUCGAGCAGCCCCGACCCGUCUGGCAUCUAUUCAACGCAAUCGCUUCGGAUGAGGUCUACAGGAAGGCCGAGGACUGGGGGAUUGACCGGUCCAUAUACACCAGGUAUGCCAGGUCGGGGUUCUUCGCAGACUGUUACGUGGCCGACUCGAUGCACCACGGGGAGUACCUCAGCGUCACAGAUUGUGAGGAAUUCGCGGAGUGCAGAAUUCCACUUAUUGUAUGUAUCAUAUCCACCAGUCGCCAAGCAAGACAGAAUGAAGUGCAGAGGGGAAUCGUGCCGCUGGCAGUCCACAUCCUCGACAGGUACAUCGAGAAACACAAGCACUCGAUGGCGAGGCUUAUUUCAAUCGCCUUUGCGCACGUAGAUGGCACGUCGAGCGAAAACAGCUCCAAGCAAGCCUCGCUGGCCUCCAGCAUCAACGCCUCUGACGCAGCUGCCCUGGAUACGGCAGCCGUUGCCAAACAUCUCAAGGCAAAGUAUAGACAUGACAACCUCAUCAAGCUGUGUUUCAACUUCUCGCCUGAAAAAACGCGACGGGAAAACACAGCACUGGAUGGGCAUACCGACACUUUUCACGACUUCGGCUGCCACAACCUGGACACUGACUCCUGUUACGAAGACGGUAGCGAGUACGAUGAAACAACGCAGAAGUACAAUUCAGCGUCGGUCAUGAAGGCAGAUGUCGUAUACAACUUCGUGGCUGCAGCGUGCUUCUUUAUCGCCGACAGAUACAACGGACUCUCAAACACGUCCGUCAAGGCCCUGCUGGUCAAGUGGGAGUCCACAUGCCUCGUAUACACAAAAACAAGGCAUGCUGGCAGAUAUAUCCGCGAAAACAGAGCGAUGGCGCUUUCCAUCAUCAUGUCGUUUAUGUUCGACAUUUACUUCGUCCUGGAGUACAAGCUCACCACGCCGUUCCCGUGCCACAUGGUGCAAGAUCUCAUACUCUCGACAACUGACUUUCACUGUUCCCCUAAUCCAAGCGAGUACAGCGUGUAUCAAAAGAUUGCAGCAAUCAUGGCGCGCAUUGCGUACGUUGACGACACCUUCCACAAGUUCCCACCCAGCAUCCUCACGCUGGCCAUAUACGGCGUCGUCAGGCGCCUGGCGGUGCACAACGAAGUGGUGGAGGACGAAAAUGCCUGGCUACUCGUGGACGAAAGUGAUUCUGAGAUACGAAGGUGUUCGAGUCUGCUCAUAAACACGCUGAUCCAGUACGUCAACACUGACAUCCUGGACGUGCUAACGCAACCGGUGUACAUGAAGCACCAUUCUGACGAGUUGUUCGGUAAUCUGUUUGAGGAUCUGUGUGAUCUCGAUGCGGGACAUCUCAGAAAGUUUGCCAGCACUUUAAUGUCACUAACGUGA